Molecule: messenger RNA, 2335 nt
Organism: Colletotrichum destructivum
Lineage: Eukaryota; Fungi; Ascomycota; Sordariomycetes; Glomerellales; Glomerellaceae
Product: Putative cupredoxin
Exons: 2
Coding region: 1328-2023 (231 amino acids)
Source: RefSeq, a predicted model, not a curated record
GAAUGGGAUGAGAUGAGGUACACCAGAGCUCCGGGUCUCGACAAUACCGUUGUUCCUUGAAGUGAGACAGACCGGCCCCCAUCGACCGCCUCCUCCUCCUCAUCCUCAUCCUUGUCCUCAUCCUCCCCCCUGGUGCCUACACGUACAACACGACUUUCGAAACGCGAUCCGAACGCCGGCCGCGGAAAAAGAUACGGGACCAGGUGCGUGCCAACGGCAAGUAGCCGUGGUUGAGGUUCCGUCUCCAGCUGGAUGAAUGAGACAACGCUUCUUCUCGUGGCGUCUGGUUGGUUGGUCCCUUUGGACUCUGACGGGAAACCACGGCGACACACUUGGAAUCGUUGGCGUGGAAUGCCAGACGCCGUGUCCCCGUGGCUUGUCUCCCCAUCCUGUCGACCGACUAACUGGCUGAGGCCUAGUGUGUCAGUCUAAUGCUCUGCUCUCUCUCUCUCUCUCUCUCUCUCUCCCACUCAGUCAGCGUCGAUGCCGCGCCUCGCCUCGCGCCCAUCGAACGGCGCAACUCAACCAGGGACCAAGCUUGGACUCGAAUUAGACUACCGCCCCUGGGGGGUCAGCAUGCGUCUUGGGUGGUGUGGGUUGAAUCCAGAGGCUUGGCUCUGCGCGUCAUUCCUGUCCUGCCUCGGAUGUCAGAUGCCCCCGGCGCGUUGUAGCGAGAUGGGGGGGGGUGGAACAAUGGAAAGACUCCCCAUUCCACGCGGGGCGGAGCUUAUUUCUCGGUCACAUUAUGUCACCUUUUUUUCCCCUUCUUUCUCUGUUUCUCGUAACCUUCUCUCUCUCUCUCUCUCUCUCUAAGGAAGCCAAGCAAGCAGGGGUUCAAUUUGCUUCCGGAGGACCGCGGGGAGGCCGCCGCCGUUGCUACUCUGCUUCUGCUGCUGUUACUUUCUGCGGUACCCCCUGUUUUCCGUCUUUCGUUUGGAACGACAUCCUGGUCAUCGAUCGUUUGGCUGGCGGUAUCAAACUGUUGCCUGGGACGUUUGUGGCGCUGGAAGACGAAAGGGGUGAAGGGGAGGGGAGGCGGCGCGUGCAAGCUCUUGGGAUGUUCCAAGGGGACGGGGGUCCAGUUUGAGGGUCUUGUUGUUUCUUGAUGCUCCUGGGGGCUUGUCCCUGGAGCUUGUCCCUGGAUAGAGGUUACGAUAUGUAUAAGAGCACGUCGUCCGUCCCGUAAGAGCGGUGGUUUAGUUUCAUCAUCAACCCAGCCACUUCAACAACUAAACCACUGACCUUCUUUCACCCUCCAGACUCGUGUCUCUCUACCAAACAACUAGUAUAUUCACAACCAACUCCCUUCAUCGUCACACCAGCCAACAUGCACUCCUCAACCCUCCUCGCCGCCAUCAUCCCCGCCGUCAUCGCCCAGUACGGUUCGGGCGGCGACUCCUCCUCCUCGUCGUCGACCGCCUCCGCAACCGCCUCUUCUUCCUCAGGCAUCGCCGGCGUCCACGUCGUCAAGGUCGGCGACGGCGGCCUCACCUUCGAGCCCAACUCCCUCACGGCGGCCGUCGGCGACGUCGUCGAGUUCCACUUCUACCCGCGCGCCCACUCCGUCGCCCAGUCCGCCUUCGACUCCCCCUGCCAACCGCUCGCCAACGGCACCGCGACGGGCUUCUUCAGCGGCCCUGUCCAGGUCGCCUCGGGCGUCGGCGCCGAGGUCUUCACCGUCAAGGUCACCGACUCGAACCCCAAGUGGUACUACUGCGCCACGGGCCAGCACUGCCAGGGCGGCAUGGUCGGCGUGAUCAACCCUCCGUCCAGCGGCCAACGCACCAUCGAGCAGUACGCCCAGGCUGCCGCCGCCGCGCAGGCCAACGUCGCGCCCAGCGCCACCGGCGGCGGCACCCUCGGCUCCGCAGCGACCGGCAGCCCCAGCUCCGCCUCGGGCACGCCCUCGGCAUCGUCCACGACCCAGCCCAGCGCCGGCAUCGAGGCCCGCGGCGACGUGCGCUGGGGUCUCCUCAGCCUCGGCGUAGCCGCCGCCGGCUUCGUCGGCGGCCUCCUCAUCUAAGAGAGAGUCUCUUGUCACACAUCUUAGUGGACUCUUUGUGUGUUCUUUCACUGCGGUGGGGGUGUUGUCCUAUUUCUGGGAUUGGGAUCUCUUGGGUUUUUUAUUUUAUAUACCAAUGGGCAUUAUGGGACGGGCUGUCGAAAAAAGAAUGAAAGAGGGAUUGGUGGGGGAGACGCGUGCCAUUUUCUAUUUGGCAAAAGCCGUAAGCCUGGUUCCAUUGAGUGGACGGCGAAGGCGAACACUUCUUCGAUAUACAUAGUACCCAACUGCAAGCAUUUUGAAUUAUUACACUCGAUUUGAAUCAUCCUGCAA